CGACUCCGCGUCGCCCACAGAUCCAUCGGUGAGAUCUGCCAUCCCCAUCUUCCCGUGAACCAGAAACCUAACGCGGAGCGGCGCGGGGGCGACCGCCGGGCGAGGCAGGGCAGCGCACGCGCACGCAGCGGCCACCGUCGUCGGCGGAUCCAACCACCAUGGGCGGCGGCAACGGCCAGAAGUCCAGGAUGGCCCGCGAGAGGAACGCCGAGAAGAACAAGGCCGCCAAGGGGAGCCAGCUUGAUACCAACAAGAAGGCCAUGAGCAUCCAGUGCAAAGUAUGUAUGCAAACAUUCAUGUGUACCACGACUGAAGUGAAGUGCCGGGAGCACGCCGAGGCUAAGCAUCCAAAGUCAGACGUGUACCAGUGCUUCCCCCAUUUGAAGAAGUGAAAGCCUGUACAAGCAGCCAGGGUGCCAUGGCCAUGAAGUUCAAAAAACGUGUCUGUCAGCUGUGCGGUUUGAUCACCCGUCAGUAUAGGGGCUCCCCGUUACCGUUACUGAGGGAGUUCGUUCCGUGGUAUCUGUCGUCUAUCAUGCGUCCUGUCCUAUGUUAACUAACCUACAUAAGAAAGUGAUGUGGUGUCUAAUGAAACUGUUGUCUGCUGGUAAAACCUGGUUUCGGAAUGAUGAGUUUCAUGUGCAAGCUUGAUCUUUUGUUUGUGCCCUA
Setaria italica (foxtail millet) is the source of this 669-nucleotide messenger RNA. RefSeq lists its product as uncharacterized. The transcript has 3 exons. Bases 159 to 392 code for a protein of 77 amino acids. The record is from RefSeq and is a predicted model, not a curated record. NCBI's taxonomy places the organism in Eukaryota, Viridiplantae, Streptophyta, Magnoliopsida, Poales, Poaceae.